Drosophila grimshawi is the source of this 4648-nucleotide messenger RNA. RefSeq names its product extracellular serine/threonine protein CG31145. The coding region runs from base 344 to 3535 and encodes 1063 amino acids. Gene Ontology annotation, biological process: protein phosphorylation. The record is from RefSeq and is a predicted model, not a curated record. Gene Ontology annotation, cellular component: Golgi apparatus. The transcript has 15 exons. Gene Ontology annotation, molecular function: protein serine/threonine kinase activity. Lineage: Eukaryota; Metazoa; Arthropoda; Insecta; Diptera; Drosophilidae.
UAAGAGAUUGUUGCAAUAAUAAUAAGUAUAAUACAACAAAAACAAGAGAAAAGAGUAUAUUGUGUAUAGAUAGCAUAUGCAAUAAAGCGAAACAGCAAAUAAAAGAAAACAAAUAACAAGAUUAACGUUAUAAUAAAAGGUGCAACAGUAUCGAGUAAUCGACAGACAAUCACCGCCAUAGUGGAAUAAAGUGGUUGAUAAUUUGGCCUGUUUGCACAAAACUGGGCUACCACAUCCAACUGUCAGCUGGUGGAAAUUUUCUGAUUGAGUCGACUUUGAGGCGUACGCAAAAUUUCCAUUUGAUGACCCUCUGAACUGUGGCAAAGUCCUUGCGUUUAGUUCAAUGUCACUUGCGUCAAGGAUAUCUCUGGCCAGCACUGUUAAGCGGAGUAGCGGAGACGCCGGCAGCAGCACUGAAAUUAGCGCCACCGAACGCAAUGCCAACAUACGGAAUCUGUUUGCGCCAUCCCCGGCAACGCUGGCGAAGCGCAAAGCGGAGCGACAGCGCAGCCAAAGCACUGUCUGCCUGGAGCGGGGGCGAUCGGAGCAGAAGGAGCUACAGACGGAGCGGUUGGAGAGUCAGAGGCAAAUGCAGCAGGGAAAUGGCCUGUCGCAGAGCAGCCAAGCGCUGAGACGCUCUGUGGGACAAAUUGCCAGCUACAAUAGGUAUAAUAAAAACAAUGGUGAUUUCCAGUCGAGCAUGUGCCAAGGGAGCGUUAACUCAGGCAUAAAUCACAUGGCAAUGGGUAGGAAUCAAUCAGCAAUAAAACAAUAUGAUGGCGUCAACAGGAAUUCAAUGGGCGGCAAUAACCUUCAGAACAAUUCCAGCGACGACUACAACAAGGACGACAUCUACAAUGAAACGAGCCACGCACUGGGCGGCCAUGCUAACAAAGAAAACAAUGGUUGCCAACAGAGCGAAUUUCAAUUGGCUCCGGGGCAGUUGCAGCAGCAGCAGCAGCAGCAGCACCCAGCUGUCACCUCGCCUCGUCGUCCUUCGUUGCCCUGGCAGGAGCGAACCAACUGGCAAGCAGCAAGCCAGCCAGAAAAUAUUAUUAACAGUAGCAGGCAAAAACAGCAUCAGCAACAGCAACAGCAGCAUCAGCAACAGCAACAGCAGCAGCAGCAGCAACAGACCUUGGAGCUUAAGUUGCCAGGAGUCUGGAACAACAACAAUGUUGACUUUGGUAAUGAAAUAACCUGGGGCACCGCUACAGAGAAAUCGCAGCCAUUGAAUCACCUGAGAAUGCGGCAGGAGUCGGUAUCGCUGGAGGCCAGCAAAGCGGACUACCCUCAUGAAAUAUAUUCUUCUGCCGCUCCUGCUUAUCUGCACAAAGAGGAUAGCACUGAUGAGCUGGCGGAGCAUCUGCAGGAGCAGAGCCAAAGCAUGCAAGGCGUAAGCUGCGCGCAGUCUGCGCCGUUAGCGGAACGCCUGCAGCGAUUCCGGCAGCGACAGCAGCGCUAUAACAGCUCUGAUAUCGACGAGCCCCCUUUAUCAGCUGAGCAAAUAAGCGUUGCCAAUUCGCAUAAUCAUAACAACAACAACAACAACAAUACCAAUAACAGUUGGCAGCCCGCUGUUCGACGCUUCAGCGCCAGUGUUGCAGUCGAUGUUCCCACGCGUUCUUCGACUGACGGCUUAGACGAGUCCGAGCACCACUUUGAGGCCCAACAGAAGGAGCCUGGCAGCGACGAGGGAGCGCCACGACGACGUGUGCUCAUCAAGCGGCGCAUUGUCCGCUCGACACGCGCCCGUAACGCGGCUGUACUUCAAACAUCGGGCUCCCCCCACAGGCAGGCGGCCAGGACAGCGGAGGCUAAGGCAAAGGAUUCAAGUUCCGGCUGGCUAUCAAGACUGCGCAAUUUGGGUGGCACUUCAAAGGGUGUCAUAGCAACAGACCUAGCUCAAAGCCAAAUAGAGACCACCAAGAGUCAAAGGAGCACGAGUCCUUUUUCCAUUAUGGCUGUCCUGCGUACUAUGAAGCUUAAGGAGCGCUUGGCUAUUAGCCUAGGAGCGACGCUCGUCCUGCUUACCCUGUUGCUAAUUGUGGAUGUGCAAAUGGACUUUGGCGUUGCAAAUCGCCAUUUGCUACAACAGCAGCAUCAAAAGCUGCGUCUUGGCAACAACAAUGAUUACAACGAAGUGGGCUCAGCUGCAGGUGGAGGCAUGCUGCAUGAGUUUAAACGCAAGUUCCUGCAAAAGAGUAACUCUUCGGGCUCCAAGGAGGCAUCCACUCAGGCCCAAGCCUCGGGCAGUCAGAGUGGCGGCACCACAAGCGGCCAGGAGGCGGUAGUCGCUGGCUCCACUCCAUCCACGCGAAAGCCAACGCCGCACGAUCGCUAUGUGGAUCUGCAGAAGCUGUUGCUGAGCGAUGAGUACGGACAUGUGCUAGUUGAUAAUGCACCAGAUGUGACAACCAAUAAUCCUACACUGGGCGAGAUGCUGCACCGUCAAGUCGGAGCAAACGCCAGCAAUUUGGAGCGCUUCCAAUUGCGCAUUACAAAGAAGGAGCUCUACAGCGAGCAGGAUACACUAGUCGAUGCGGUGCUACGUGACAUGAUCAAGCUGCCAAUACAGCAUGUGGUGCAAAAGGAGGGCGGCACCCAGCUGAAGCUGAUUAUUGAGUAUCCGAAUGACAUCAAGGCUUUAAUGAAGCCUAUGCGGUUUCCGAGGGAGCAGCAAACGUUGCCCAAUCAUUUCUACUUUACAGACUAUGAGCGUCACAAUGCUGAGAUUGCUGCCUUCCAUUUGGACAGAGUCCUGGGUUUUCGUCGUGCAAUGCCCGUGGCAGGGCGCACAUUGAACAUUACAACCGAAAUUUAUCAAAUGGCCGACGAAAAUUUAUUGAAGACAUUCUUUGUUUCACCAUCGUUGAAUUUAUGUUUCCAUGGCAAGUGUUCGUACUACUGUGACACCUCGCAUGCCAUUUGCGGCAAUCCGGACAUGCUCGAGGGCUCCUUCGCCGCCUUUCUGCCCAGCUUCGAGUCCUCCAAUCGUAAGCUCUGGCGACAUCCUUGGCGACGUUCCUAUCACAAACGCAAGAAGGCUCAGUGGGAGACAGAUGCCAAUUAUUGUGCUCUGGUUCGCGAUAUUCCACCCUACGAUGAAGGUCGCCGUCUGCUGGACCUUAUGGAUAUGUCUGUCUUUGAUUUUCUUACCGGCAACAUGGAUCGUCAUCAUUACGAGACGUUCAAAAUCUAUGGCAACGAGACUUUCCCACUUCACUUGGACCAUGGACGUGGAUUUGGGCGUCCCUUUCACGAUGAGCUCUCCAUAUUGGCGCCAGUGCUGCAAUGCUGCCUGAUACGCAAGGCGACGCUCAUCAAGCUGCUAGAAUUUCACAACGGGCCCAAGCCACUUUCGGUGAUAAUGAGCGAAUCGCUGAACGUGGAUCCCGUCAAUCCGGUGCUCUGGCAGCCGCAUCUGGAGGCGCUUGAUCGACGAGUUGGCGUCAUUUUACAAAGCAUACGGGAUUGUAUUAAACGAAAUCCCCCGGGCGAACUUGAUGGGUCCGAAACAGAUGUUUCGUCAUAGCGCUAAGCCCCAAAGCAGAGUUAGAGUCUAAAUUUAGCUACUAGUUUGCGUGUCUUGUGUACUGUUUAGCUGUAAGAGUUGAGAUCGCGACAGGGACCUUUGUAAAAGGCCGUGCUGCCCAGCGAUAUCCUUGCAGACUCGUCUGCACAUACCAAAAAAAAAAGAUAAAAGAAAAAAGAAACAAACAAAAACAAAACAUUAACUAAGGGAAACAAAACAGAACAAUGUGCAACAACUAUGCAUCCCGUACAUUUUUUUGGUUAAUUUUGUUUAGUAUGUACUAUGUAAACAGGUUAGCUUAUAGAUGGAAUCGAAUCGUUAUGUGGUCUGAUAUAAAAUCAAGUACCUUCGACACACGGCACAUAACCCUACAUAACACACACUUCCAGAGCAGCUAAAUUACAAUUACGACUACAAUUAUAUUACUACCAUAAACCACAGUGGGUGCCAAAAAAACAAAACAAACACCAUGUACGCAAUGCACAGUGAUGUGCAAAAGUACUUCAACUUAAAUUGAUUCUAAGAGCAAAUCUAAAUUAUACUUACAUUGCGCAAGAGUGAAACUUCUUGAAAAGACUAUAACAAAAACUAAAAACUAUUUGCUAAAUAUUUAUUUAUAAUUUUUUCAUAAAUUUUACAACGACAAACAUGUAUAUUUAUGUAUGUAAAUUUUAUGCAAGUGGUGAAUAGCCAGCCCCGUAAAUGAAAACAAAUAUUUGUUGGAAAUUUAGUUAAUAAGAUUAAACAAUAAUAUGAUCGAUAUCAGACGUAGCUUUAUCAGACCACUGUUCCCCAACCUCCCAGUGAGGACAUGUUGUGUUUUAUAUUUUAUCUUAUUGGUUAGUCGAAUUAGUUUCCGAGUAUGCAGAUGCCCCUCAAGAGUUAGAAAACUACUGUUAAAAACUAAUUAUGAUUAUCGAGUAUAGAUAUAGCUAAUUUCGUUUGUUUUUAAUGUGACAAUUUAAAUCGUACCUAAUGUAGUUAAAUGUGACACAGUUUGUUUGUUGGCCAAUUCAGAAGAGUAAAAAAAAACACAUAGAAAUAAAAAUGUUAGAAAUAGCAAAAAUUUUAGUGAAAAUUUCAGAAAUAUUGAAUAAAAAAUACCAAAGAAAC